GGUGACGGCGGCGCCGCUCGGGCGAUGCUGAGCCUGGGAAGAUGGCGCGGCCCCAGAUCAUCCACAGCGGCCAUUUCAUGGUGUCGGAGCCCCACGCCGAGCCCGAGCCGGACCCGGACCCCGAGGUGGGCCUGAGCCAGGGCGGCCACGACGGGCCUCCAGGGCCACGCGCGGCGGGGAAGGCCUCCGGGGAUGACAGCGGCAGCGGCGGCGGUACGGCGGACGAGGGGACGUGCCUGGUCUACCGCUACGGGCCCCGGAGCAGCGGAGCCCUCAACAUCGACGCCUCGCUCACCAAGCUCUUCCAGUGCAUGACCCUGGCCUACAGUGGAAAAAUUGUCUCUCCCAAAUGGAAAACCUUCAAGGGAUUGAAGUUGCUGCAACGUGACAAGAUCCGUUUGAACAAUGCCAUAUGGAGGGCCUGGUAUCUCCAGUAUGUGGAGAAACGGCAGAAUCCUGUGUGUGGUUUUGUGACUCCACUGGAAUACAGUGAUGUAGAUGAGCACCGCAAGCCUGAGGCUGUCAUCAUGGAGGGAAAGUACUGGAAACGGCAAAUUGGGGUUGUUAUUAGGGAGUAUCACAAAUGGAGGACAUUUUUCCAUACCCGGGUACAAAAGAAGCUGGAUAAACUAAUCUGUGGUCCUACUCAGGAAGCAGCCAGUGCUGUUUCAGGAGUGGAGCUGAACAGUGAAACGGCAGGUGGAAGUCCCAUGGAACUUGACCCCUUGCAUGAUCUGGAAGCAUUUCUAGAUGCCAUCUACUCCAGCCGCAACCCUUACGGUGGCCCCAACAUACGUGGCCUUGCUCACCAGGGUAAUGCAGACAUGAUCCAACCCACCCUGACCCAACUGCACCCAAUCUUUGGAGAGGAGUUCAUGGACACCUUGGACCCUAUUCAUGUCAGUCUAGCAAAUUCUCAUUCUAUCUGUCAUGGUUUCCAAUGGUUCAACCUUGCUUCUAGUGCCAUUUCUGUUUCUUCUGAUUCCUUUGAACUUUUCCCAUCUGUUUCAACAAACACUGCAAAGAAAGAAUUCAUCGAUUCUUGUCGUUCUCAGCCUGCAAGCCAGGCUUCUGCACUGUUGACAGACCCUACUGCCUUGCCUGACCCAGAUAUGCCUGCUGUUGCCCCUGGUGCUACCAAACUCCCACCUCCUGGAGGCUCUCUCAUGCCCCUGCCAAUUUCGCUGGAUGUGGAGCCACCUGCACCUCUGAAUGGACAGCAGACUUUCCUCCCGUUCUUCCCCACUUCUCCACAGAGGACCAGUCCUCCACCAGCCACUUCUGUCUUGCAAGUACAGCCUCAAACAACCUUGGUCUUCUCCGUUAUCACACACACCGGAUCAGAAAAGGACUCCUUACCCUCAUCAUGCCCACCUGGGGGGACUUUUGCUGUACCCAUCUCUGCUCCCACAGCCAAGAGUGGGAGGUGCAAACAGUUGCAGCGGAUUGCUUCAGUUCCCUCCUCUAGUCAACAGCUAGCACCUCCCUGUACCACCCUCACCCACCUACUUACAACUGGUCCUGCCCCACUGCCCCUCACUUCAGUCAUGAAUUCUGCACAGGCUUGUGGCACCCAGAAGCUCUCUGCAGAUGCCUUACUCAGCUCAGUUUCUGUCACAGAAAAGUUUCCUUUGCCUGCCCCUGCCUUCGCUGAUACAGGUACCAAAACUAGUGAGAGAGCUGAGGAGAAAAUUCUCUACAGUCCCCAGGAAAUGUACAAGCAUCACUCUGCCAAGGGAAGCUGUCUCUCCAGUUUUGCUUCUUCUGAUUGUGCUCGCCGUAUGAUCAUCAGUUCUGGCUUCAACACUCUUGCUAGUCUGGUGCUGCCUGGGUCUGAUCAGACCAAUGCUAAGCUCAGCAAAGCACUGUUACUGCAAAAGAGUGUAGCUUACGUCAGAAGAUUGCAGCAGGAGCGCCGACAAGCUCAGGAGACAGUAGAAAGACUACGAAAUGAGAUUGAAGAGCUGAGCACUGACAUUGAAGGGUUCCAGCGCCAGCUUCCACCUAAUGGAGCGCCUGUGUUACCUCGACAAUCAGACCGGGCUUCUCAGCUCUAUGAAGAAUAUGUGCGCCAGCGCACCUUGCAAGAUUGGCGCUUCUGGCUUUUCAGCAUGGUGAUUAAGCCUCUGUUUGAGAGCUAUACUAGAACAGUGAACACAGGCAGCAUCAAGGAAUUCCGCAGCUCAGUGUUGAGCUGGUUGGAGCAGCACUGCACCUUGCCCCUCUUGCGUCCUGCUAUCUCUGGCUCCCUUUUAAAACUCAGCAAGAUCACCUCCAUAUUGACUCAGCCAGCCCAAUUGCCUGAACAAGCCCUUCAAGCAGUAUCUUGCCCUCCACACUGCAAAGGCAACAGCUAGGAUGAAGACUGGGUCCAUUUGUAUGUGAAUCUCCUAGACUACGCCAGAUGCUGUCAGGACAGCAAACAGGACCUCUAACUCAGGGAUUCCUUUGUCUUGCAAAGAAUGCUGUUCUAUGUGGCAGUACUGGGGCUCCUGAAUGCUAGAUCAGGCAGUCUCUCACGUUUCAUUUUGGUGCUGGCAAUCAUCUUGACACUUGGUCUUUUGCAGAACAAAGUUUGGACUUCACAUGGUAGAGUGAGGGAUGUAGAGGCAUGGAGUCAGAAUAUAGAUGAAGUCUCUUAGAAGUUGGGUGCCAGGCAUGGCUUCAGCCACUUUUGGAACUUGGAAUAGCAAAGAGGUUGGAGUGCUUUCCCUUUCCACUGCCCACCAGAGGGCAGUGAAGUGUCUUGUAGGCACUCUUGUUACAGAGUGUAUACUGUAAUUAGUGGCUCUGUUUCUUGCUGAAUGUGAGAAUACUCUAGCAAUCUUCACAACAAUCUUUUCAUGGUUAGGGAAGAAUUCCCUAUGUGCUACAGUAUGAUGGAAAAUUUCUGCCAUGUAAUCUUAUCUGGCAACCUCUUCUAAGUACAGUUCAUCCAUUUCCCCCAUUUUCAUUCUAGUUCAGAGAGCUUACACAGGAGUGUGCAUUUUCAAGGCAUCUGCUGGAUUUCUGCCUGAGAACAGGAUAUGGCUUCUAGUUCAUCUGAAUUAUUUAUGCUUGGAGGGAUUUCUCCCCCAAACACACAUACUGUAGCACAUAGGGAAUUUAUAACUUUAUAACCAGAAUGGAAAAUUUGAAUUGCCUGGGGGCAGGAGGCAGAUUUGGACUCUUUGAUAGGUAAGGGUUGUUUCAUAGUUAUACAUUCUAUUCAGGCAUAAGCCCAUUUAGCUCAGUGGGGCUUACUUCCUAAGCAUUACACAACUCAUUCCUCCUGCUUUCUUGCAUUCCCCAGCCUAGCUUGCUUGCCUCUGCCUCUGUUACAGAUUACAUAGAAUCAUGGAGUUGGAAGAGACCACAAGGACUAUCUAGUCCAACCCCCUGCCAAAGCAUCCACGAUAGAUGGCAAGCCUCUGUUUAAAGACCUCCAAAGAAGGAAACUCCACCAC
Sceloporus undulatus (fence lizard) is the source of this 3446-nucleotide messenger RNA. RefSeq names its product MLX-interacting protein-like. The record is from RefSeq and is a predicted model, not a curated record. Lineage: Eukaryota; Metazoa; Chordata; Lepidosauria; Squamata; Phrynosomatidae. Bases 42 to 2357 code for a protein of 771 amino acids. Gene Ontology annotation, cellular component: nucleus. Gene Ontology annotation, molecular function: protein dimerization activity; DNA-binding transcription factor activity, RNA polymerase II-specific; RNA polymerase II cis-regulatory region sequence-specific DNA binding. Gene Ontology annotation, biological process: regulation of transcription by RNA polymerase II. The transcript has 18 exons.